Molecule: messenger RNA, 3051 nt
Organism: Mizuhopecten yessoensis (Yesso scallop)
Lineage: Eukaryota; Metazoa; Mollusca; Bivalvia; Pectinida; Pectinidae
Exons: 3
Coding region: 1164-2582 (472 amino acids)
Source: RefSeq, a predicted model, not a curated record
ACACCCUGCUGAUUUUCUCAAUGGACUGUAUCAUACGAGUCUAUUGAGUCUAAAGGUUUUCUGUAAAAACAUUGGUCUGAAAAAUCACCAUAACUCAUCAAACACCGGCAAGAUAGACUGGAAUAGACCCUAUCUGUAAACUACACAGAUCUUUAAAAAGAUGCCUUACCUGUCGCACCUGAGCCCGUGAAUUGUGUCUUAAGACGAGAUCUGACCGGCACACAUGACACUUACAACGGGAAACGGGCUCUGCAUAAAAAUGAUUGGGGAGUAAAGUUAACGGGGCCUGAUCCUAUUCUGUGUGGACAUUAUCGCGAAUCAAUAUCGAACCACCGCCUUGGCAGUAACGCAUUCUGUUUAUGGUUCCUAAGACAAUGGACUUCAAAGAGGGCCAAUUAGCAGUCUCAUCACUUCACAACAGCUGUGAUCAGUGUAUGUACAGGUGAGACAAUUAGUAGGUAUAGGAUUCAAAAGACAGGUGUGUUGACUACCUGGAUAUUGGACCUGGUCGUGUGCUGUCUGAAAACAUGAUUACUUCAGGUAGGUCAUUAAUUGCUAACUUUCGAUGACUGUGGCGACAAGUGGCGAUUCUUCAGUAAGGACCAGAAAAGAUUGACAUGUGGACAUUUAAACUGGACACACGUGUUAAUUCAUAAUCAAGAAUGAGGGUCAUAUGGACAGAAUAUGGUGAUCGGGACAUUUAAAUCCAGCAUUUAUAGGAUUCAUGUGAAAAGUUUGGAGAAAAAUCUUUUGUAAGUCCAUACAUUCACCUGAAAGGUAAUCUUAUAUAUAUUGGACAGUAGCUUUAAAAUUUUAUUCGUUUGGUGUUUCUAAAAGACCAUUACGUUGUGGUCAAACUCGAUUACCCACAAAUAUACUGCUUUCAAAAUAUCCACAUAACUACGGACAUUACCCAGAAAUUAACAUUUGUCUGGACAACCUGUGCUAUGUGUUGACAUUCUGAAGAUAUCAAUUUGUCCCCUAUCACCAUAUACAGGUAUGGUAAACGCUAACGUUUGGUGUAAACACCGGGCCAUUUAAACUCGAGAUUGAAUUACAAGAAGUGUUAUGUUAGGGAUGGCACAUGUUUAACAUCGAUUUUUCCUUCACUGGAAUAUUGAAUUGAUAAUUUGACAGCUAGGCAUUAAGAGACUCAACCAACCAUGAAAACGGGAAUUAUAGAUGUUCAGUUCGAUCACGAAGACACUGAAAACGUGGCGGUCGUCGGCAAGAUCGGUAAGAUGGCGAAGAAAGUCAGAAUUAAAACCAACGUAGAACAUAUGGAAAGAAAAGAGAAGAAAAAGAGACGACGAAGACAAGGGUAUCCAAAUUUAGCACAAGCACAGAGGUCGAAAGAAAUUGGCAAUGAAACAGACAACGAUUCCUUCGAGGAGGAUGACGGAAUUUUACCAACGAUAGAGGGAUUCGACCCACGGAAAAAGAAAACAGAGGAAGUAUCAGAUAUCAGAAACACACGACCGGGAAUAUGUGAUGCUUGUAAGAAAAAAGGUCUGAAUUCUGCGGAUGAAUACAUGCGAAGGACUUUCAAAAAAUAUGACACGAAAGAUGCUCACAGUGACGGACAUUGCAUAGUGUGUCAAGAAAUAGGCGCAAAUUUUAAUUUUCUUGAUUCCAAUUCUGGAUCGGCUUCUAUGACCUACCCACGUGAUUUUUACGAUAAAUUUUCGCGCGAGACAAAACCGCCAAACAUUGAUUCAGAGCCAGAACCGUCACGUGGUUCUCCAGGACUUCCUUCUAUACAAGAGGAGCUAAGAUCCUUUCCCAGCAAGCCUGACCCUCUCGGGACGACAGGUGAGAAUGCAUUUGAAUCUGCUCGAAAGGGUGUACUUGCACGGUUAGCUGCAGAAUCGCCAAAGCGGAGGGAUGCUUUAGGACGAAGCAAUGCAGGUAGAGAAAGAGGGGGGAACCUUUUUAUGGAUUCCGGAAGGAGAGAUGAACCAACGAGGUAUUCUCCAUUUAUGGAGAAAAUUAAGAAAGACAGAUAUAGGACUGAACUACAAUAUCCAGACGCCGAAAAGAAGGAACUAUUAGUUAAAGAGUUUCAAUUCGAAACUCCAAAACUAGAUUUAACUGGGCAUGGUGAUAUUCGAAACGUCUCUAAACGGGACCUUGAGUACCGUAAGGACAUCAAAUACAGCACUAGUUUCGAACCCUCAAAAUUUCGCCAUUUAGUGAAAACUCGUGUAAGGUACGAGGAGUACCCCCUCCCUACAUUAAAUGCUUACUGUUUUGCACCGCAGGAAGUUUCAGACGAAUUCGAGGACUUGCCCUUCAAUAGGGGUCUUAAAGGAGGGACCAUCAAAAAGGAUCCAAACCCGUUUCAUAGAGAACGCCAAGAACUACUUCAGAAGCAGGAAAGGAAUUCUAUGUACGCUGUGGGAAGCCUCGGUUUGGUGUACGGCUUACCAGAUCACAAGAGUCUCACAGACCGAUCCUCCAUUCCAGAUACUGCCACCACGCUAUCGUUUGACAGAGGUCCACAGGGAAACCGUCCACUGUCUCUCCUUCUUCCUCCUCCGAGGCCGAAGAAAAGACCGUCAUCCUAUUUUUCAUAUGGGUAGCAACGAGACCCAUAUUCCUUAUUCCAUAUUCUUCCUAGAUCUUCCAGAUAAAUAAAAACUUGAAUGAUAUCCAUAAAUGUCACAUAUAAUUAAAUAUAUGAUCAUUUAUAUUAUAGCUUGUAUUUAAGAUACAUCCACUAUGCAUAGAUUUAAAUGAACUAAAAUACACAUUUUAGUUACAUACACUUUGGUUUAGGAAUCUAUCUCGGAAAAACUGGUAAAAAGUAAGAAAUGGCAGGAUAAAUUAAACGCCAAUAUUGGGUAUGAACUUCAUUUUUGAUGAGAAAUGCUGAGAUCGCAAGUGAGACAAUGUACUAUUUCUUUUAUGUCGUAUAUGAUAUUAUUAUGUUUUGUUCAUUAUUAUUCAUUUUAAUUUUGAAGAUGUUUUUCUUACAUUUUUCAUUCAGACAAUUUUCUCGUGAAUCUAAUGAAAAUUGUCGACAGAAAAAGGCAUAAGAAUAAAUAUGGG